Messenger RNA from Frieseomelitta varia, 2660 nucleotides. It is a transcript of the gene Ran, whose product is annotated as GTP-binding nuclear protein Ran. The record is from RefSeq and is a predicted model, not a curated record. Gene Ontology annotation, biological process: protein import into nucleus; ribosomal subunit export from nucleus. Gene Ontology annotation, molecular function: GTPase activity; GTP binding. The transcript is spliced from 3 exons. The coding region runs from base 570 to 1217 and encodes 215 amino acids. NCBI's taxonomy places the organism in Eukaryota, Metazoa, Arthropoda, Insecta, Hymenoptera, Apidae. Gene Ontology annotation, cellular component: cytoplasm; nucleus.
GUAACUUUUCGACAAACACACCAUUUACGUAUUAUUUUAACAAUCUGAACUGAAAAAUAUUCCAGUUUAAUUUUUUCACGGUGUACCGAUCGGAUACGUUCGUUAAAUUGGAUCGCGUUCUAAUUAACGAAUGGUGAAAACGCCGGACCCCUUCACCGACUCGAAGGAACGCCAUUGUGAGCCGUAACGACUGUGCUGCAGGGUAAAUUUUAUCGGUCAUUUUCACGUACACGUUACUUGCCGGGAAAUUUCGUACCAAUAAUUCGCCGAUUUUCACAGACCUGUGAUAAAUAAAUAUAGAUCGGUCGGUUUAUUCGGUUCUUCGUUGUUUCGAUAGGAUUAUACGCGAUCGUGUGGCAAGAUUAACGCGAAAACCAGUGUUACGACGAGAAGCGCCAUUCUCCCAGUGGAACGUGGUAAAUUUGUACAUUGAGUCGUUCCGAAGCGUGGCACGUUGACGAACCGGCAUUCCGAUUUCCUUGAAACAAUACGAUAAAAUUGUAUUUUCGUAGAUCUCUCCUCGUCAUAUCAAGAAUUUAAGUAAACUCUUAAUCCGGUAAUACAUUGAAAUGGCCCAACAAGCUGAUAUUCCCACUUUCAAGUGCGUGCUCGUCGGUGACGGUGGUACCGGGAAAACGACGUUUGUCAAGCGGCACUUGACCGGUGAAUUCGAGAAGAAAUACGUGGCAACGUUAGGUGUCGAGGUGCACCCUCUAAUUUUCCACACGAAUCGUGGCCCGAUCCGUUUCAACGUUUGGGACACAGCCGGCCAAGAAAAGUUUGGUGGUUUGAGAGACGGGUAUUACAUUCAAGGACAAUGUGCCGUCAUUAUGUUUGAUGUUACAUCGAGGGUAACGUACAAAAAUGUACCCAACUGGCACAGGGAUUUAGUUCGUGUUUGUGAAAAUAUACCUAUUGUUCUUUGCGGGAACAAAGUUGACAUUAAGGAUAGGAAAGUAAAAGCCAAGAGCAUCGUCUUUCACAGAAAGAAGAAUCUUCAGUACUACGACAUCAGUGCAAAGAGCAACUACAAUUUUGAGAAACCUUUCCUCUGGUUGGGGCGUAAACUAAUCGGCGAUCCAAACCUCGAAUUUGUUGCAAUGCCAGCCCUCCUUCCGCCAGAAGUUACAAUGGAUCCACAGUGGCAGCAACAGAUAGAGAAGGAUCUUAAGGAAGCGCAGGAGACAGCGUUACCUGAGGACGAUGAAGAUCUUUAGUUUGCCACGUCCCGUGUACAAUGCGAACAGAGAGGACAAACCGUAUACGUACGCGUGCGUAUUGAGUACGUUACGUGCCUGUGCCUCUCCAUCAAAUCCAGAGAUUCUUUCUUGAAUAGAAUUAAUAAUGUACAAGAAUACUUCCGUUUCGUAUGUAACUGGCAAACGAUGGCAAAGAUACUUCGACGGCUUGGCGUUUCUCUAGUUUUGUCCUGGAAGUUGAACGAUAUCAGGAAUUGAACGUUACGUUUCCGCGCAUAUCAAGAUCCACGUGCGUGAGAAUUGAUUGGGCACGAUUUGUCUAAUUUCGUACGAGUAUCGUUGAAUUUGAUAAGAAUGAAUUUGAGAAAAAUGAUUGUCGUACGCAUUAGCCAACAUACACAUUGUCCCAUUGAUACUUUACGCAUGCUAGAUUAAAAGUCGUUCUUUCCUUUAUUUACAUAUUAAUCGAUAUUGGUAUGCGUGAUCGAUAUCGAUACUGGUAUGCGUGAGUACUACACGUAUGUUGUGUGAAACGAUGUAUUUAAUGUAACGAAUGCAUAACUUGUUGAUAAACCGAAUUGUCGAUCUGCUUCAUUGUACAGUCGGGUCAAAGCUGUCGGAUUGUUCUUGUUAAUUUUGUAAUAUCGUAAAUACCGAAAUAUUGUACGCGAAUCGUCUGUACCGGAAUGAAUGGACAUGCUGUUUCCUAGCGCAAAAGAAAUUAAUUCUGUGAGAAAGAAUCUUUCGAUACGAUCAAUACGCUAAUAUUAGAAAGCAACUGUUUACACACGCGUCUGCAUAUGCUCACGCGCGUACGCAUUCAUGUGUACACUACAUACGUGAAAUUUUGAGAAAUUCUCAAAGUAGUCCAAUCUUUACCAAUAAACGACACGUAAUCUUUGCUAAUACCUUACACACAGAAACACACACACACACGAUCAUCCGGCGAUAAACGAACGAGAGAAAGGAAGCGGCCUUAGAUGUGCAGCCGUUUUUACGAGUAUCUUCGAUUUUUCAAACACACGGCAUUGUAUGAAUUUUGAAAUAACGUUCGGCUUGAAGCGGAGCACGGUUUGUAGUCAGUUGCGUCCUGUCCAUGAUAACGAGGACUGUUUACUAUUUUUUAUUAGCGAAGGUGAAUGUACGAUUUGUUCAAUUUAAAUUAUAUAAACAGUGUUUUUCUUUUCUAUAUACAAACACGUUCGUUUGGUUAUAGAGGAGCGAACAAAGCGUUGCAUACGUUCCUUUCCACCCCCGCCCGCCCUCCCCAAUUCCUUUGUUCUAUUGCUAAUCGACUACACCUGAACGCAUCGAGUAACGUGUACGCAAACACCAUGGCACAACUACGGUUGUAAAAAUAACAGAAAUGAGAGGAGUACGAAGUAUCGGUGUCCCAUCUGCUGUUUGAAAAAACUUGUACCGUUGAUGUAUUGGACCUCAAUAAAUCAUCGUUGAACUGUU